AUGGACAACACCCAUUAUGUAUUACACGUAAGUAGACAACACAUGAUGGCUAUACAAAAUAGUAAGAGUAAGAGUAAGAUCUUUUGGUCAUCUUUAGCAUGUGUACUGCUUGUUUUAUUCGUGUUAGUGGAUGUGGGAGUCUCUCAAACUAGCGGGGGAGUGGGUUCCAUCGUUUCUUCUGAUGUUUUGAAUUCUGUAGUUGGAGGAGCUGCCAGUGGGUGUGCAGGAAAUGGGUUUUAUAAUUAUGAUUCCUUCAUUAAUGCUGCUAAUGCUUUCAUUGGGUUUGGGACAUCUGGGUCUUCUGAUGUUAACAAGAGAGAAGUUGCUGCCUUCUUCUUAGCAGUACUGAUUAGAAGGGGUAGUCUGUAUUGGAUAAUAGGGUUUUGCUACAUCGAAGAGCAGAAUCCUAGCAGCAUAUACUGCGAUGCCUCCAACACUCAGUAUCCCUGCACCCCCGGCAAGAGUUAUCAUGGCAGAGGCCGUCUGCAGCUCUCAUGGAAUUAUAACUACGGGGUGGCAGAAAACUACAUUCAAUUUGAUGGGCUGAACAAUCCAGAGAUUGUGGGCACUGGUUCGACCAUCUCAUUUAAGACGGCGGUGUGGUUUGGGAUGGUGAACAGCAACUGUCAUACAGCAAUCACGUCUGGCCAAGGCUUCGGAGCCACGAUAAGAGCUAUAAACAGCAUGGAAUCCGAUGGUGGAAGUGAUGCAACUGUGAGCAGCAGGGUGAAUUACUUCCAGAAGUUUUGCCAGCAGCUCAACGUCGACCCAGGAUCGAAUCUUCGAUGUUAAUUUGCCUUUUUGUCCAGCUCUAGAUUUUUUAGGUAAAUUAUGUCGAGAGAUAUCUUUUAAUAGAAGGCAUCUGAUAAAUGCAAUAAUAUUAGUAGUAUAUAAGAGUUUCAAAAAUAUGAAUAAUAAUAGAAUUGCUUAAGUAUGUACCAGUAUUAUCUAAGACGGCAUUCCCUUUUAAAUUUUAUUGCACCCUUCGACUAUCGUUUGAAUGUAGUGGUUUCAUAUACUUGGAGACAAGUGGCGAGGGUUCUAUUUUAUUUGGAAUAAUAAAAUAACACCUCCACAAAAACAAAAAGAUGACAUAUUUCAUGCAUUUACCCGUCAUUUGCAUGUCAAAUUGUUUCAAAAUUGAGUUUUUGUUUAUGAACAUUUUGAUGUCAUUGUAGAUGCCUCUUGG
Messenger RNA from Cryptomeria japonica (Japanese cedar), 1189 nucleotides. RefSeq names its product endochitinase 4-like. The record is from RefSeq and is a predicted model, not a curated record. The coding region runs from base 1 to 792 and encodes 263 amino acids. Gene Ontology annotation, molecular function: chitinase activity. The transcript has 3 exons. Lineage: Eukaryota; Viridiplantae; Streptophyta; Pinopsida; Cupressales; Cupressaceae. Gene Ontology annotation, biological process: chitin catabolic process; cell wall macromolecule catabolic process; carbohydrate metabolic process.